CCCGCCCCGCCCUAAAAUGGCGCCUGCCUUCCGGGGAGCGGCGCUGAGGCGCUUUCCGGUGGCCCCGAUCCGCCAUGGCGGCGACGCGGCUGGAGCUGAACCUGAUGCGGCUCUUGAGCCGCUGCGAGGCGCUGGCGGCGGAGCGGCGAGACCCCGAGGAGUGGCGGCUGGAGAAGUAUGUGGCUGCUCUUGAAGACAUGCUCCGAGAGCUGAAGAAGCAGUCCAGUAAGCCUGCCCCAGAACUGCUGAAUGAAUACUCUCGCAAAGUGGACUUCCUAAAGGGACUUUUAGAAGCUGAAAAAUUGAGUUCAUCAACUGAAAAGGCACUAGCAAAUCAGUUCUUGGCCCCUGGACGUACACCUACAACGACCAAAGAGAGAACCCCAGCUACCAAAACGGUUCAUCUGCAGACAAAAGCUCGUUGCACAGGCAAGAUGAGGAGUGAGCUGCUUGGUACAGUAUGUUUUGGUGCUGCUGCUUCUUUACUGUUAGUUUAUAGAUUGUCUUGUUGCAUUCAGGUGCCUUUGGUGGCUAUGCCUCUGGUGUGUCCUAGGCUGGGUGGGGAGUCACCAUUAUUUUUGGUUUGGGCACAGGCACUGUGCUGCCCUUGGAGGUCUUUGAAUACGUUACAAGCAUUUUCACUUGCCCGCUGUAAUCUGUGUUUUGUUUCUCUUUCUGCUUUCCAGGAUCCCUUGGUUAUCAGUGAUUCUGAAGAGUUGAACAUAAGGAAGCGGAAAGGCCUUGUGUCUGAUGAGAAGCAGUCAGCAGUUGAGCUGGAUGCGGUGUUACAGCACCACCAGGACAUGCAGGAGAAGUUAGCUGAAGAAAUGCUAAGUUUGGCUCGCAGUCUCAAAAACAACACUCUGGCUGCGCAGAACGUGAUAAAACAAGAUAACCAGACACUAUCGCAUUCUCUCAGGAUGGCAGACCAGAACUUUGAGAAGCUCAAGGAUGAAUCUGACCGCCUUGAACAGCAUGCAAAGAAAUCAGUCAACUGGCUAUUAUGGAUAAUGUUAAUUGUAGUUUGUUUUAUAUUCAUCAGUAUGAUUCUCUUUAUCAGAAUUUUCCCAAAACUAAAAUGAUUUUUUAAAAACUGCCACAAGUGUAGUUGAAAGGUUCAACUGGUGUGAUAACUGUCAGUAAUCAAUUUUUUGCCACCUGUCAUGGCCUGAAAGAGGCUGUCCAAGGUCUACCCUUGCAUCUUUCUUGUGCAGUCAGUGGAUUCGGUGAAACCAUGGGGAGCAUUUUCUGUGUUUGGAUACUUGGUUCCUUUUUCUACUUAGUUGAUAGUGCCUACUGAGGAAAGAACAGAGAUAAAGAUAGCAAUUUACACUGAGCUCUGAACAAGUUUCUUAGCAGAUAGAUACAGUCCUCUCUUUUUAAUGUGGUUGUGGCAAACGUUAUGACUCCUGUAAAAGGCAUUUACUCAAUAGGAAUAUAAAUAGCGCCUAGGUGAAGUCUUUAAAAUUGUUUUCUUUUUUUUUUUUUUACCGCUUUACUGUACUGAACUAGGAUCUUGCUGCCAACAGGAUAUUUAAUUAUGAGGUUGUGUACAUAUACAGCUGUAGGGUGUAGGAAAAGAACGCUGCUAUUGAGUUGCUGGCCUGGCUUGGAUUCAGAGUGUGUCGACAGGUAAAAUUAUUCUCAGGCUCACCUUCUUCCCAGAUCAAUGUUUGUUUUUGCAGUCGUCUUCAGUUUAGGAGGGCUGAAUUUGCAUGCAGUUGCAAUGUUUGCUCCCCUUUUUGUAUGCACAAAUGUUCUCGCUCAGCGGCAGUUAUGUUGAUGCUCUUGCAUCAAGAAAACACUGUGACCCUGGCACUGUAGAACAGUACACACAGUACUCUGCAUAUGGUAUAGGCCUCACCUGUACAAAUAUUUUUUCACUGUAAGAGGAAGGCAAGGGAAGCUGGUAUCUUCAAGACAGAAAUAAAAAGAAGAAAAAACAGUCAGCCACUACCAUUUGAGACAAAUUAUUCUGGUCAGGAGUUUUCUUGUCAAAGCAGUAUUUUUUUUUUAAGAGAUUACUGCAAGAAAGUAAAGAUUGAAAUAAACGAGAGAAAAAAUUUUGAAAACUUCAAUACUGGAAAAAAAAUAGAGCCUGCAAUAAAGGUUUCCUGUAACAGUUUAAGAGCCAUUUUCGGGAGCUUGUAAUAAGAUAGAAGCAAACCUGGAGCGUUAAUCUGCAAAAUGUUGCUGUUUUCAUGCAUACACUGUUUCACAUUGAGGAAGAAAAGAGCAGUCCAUGACUCCAAAAUGUUUUUUUUUUUGCCAUUUCUAUUGCUGUCUUUAACCACUAGAUGGGGUAUUUUAGGCUUUUCUGUUUGGUCAUCACAGCAGCCCUAGGCAAAAGGAAGGUGAGGGAAAAGCUCUGUUUGUCACAGCUGAUUUCUGAUGAAAAUUCAGCUGCUGCUUUGAAUGUAUCCCAGUAAAGGGGACACACUGUUUCAGAAUUGCUUUUCGCUCCUUUCAAAAACAUUGUGUUAGUGAAGACAAUUAACAAUUUUAUGGAAAGUAUUUUUGUUCAUUUAACAGCAUGCUUCCAAUUUAUUAUGCCAGACAUUUAUAAUUACCAAAUGAGUGAUUAUACAACAAAGUACAGCUUUUUAUUUUAGCUACUUAUCUGUGUGAUAAUGCUGAUUCCAUUCCAUAAGCCUAUUACUUACCUUCAACUUAAUAGAAAUUUAUAGUUGUAGCAAUCCAUUUAUGGACGUUGCUACUUUAUAGUUCAUGAAAAACUUCUGGGAAAUGUUUGACUUUUCACUGUGCUUCGUUAGUGAAUCCUGGGUCACCAAACUAUUUUUGAAUUCUAAUUGUUUACUACUUUGCCCGCAGGCAUUUCAGUGCUGAGCUGUUCUUUUACAGCAGAGGUUGAAUGCACAACUGUAAUUUUUUGUGUGAGAUAGUGGAAUGAUACAACAUUAAUCCUUCAUCGUUGUCUAUAACAUUUCCCCUUUAAUACUUGAAAUAAACUUGUUUUUUUCCAGCUUGC
Molecule: messenger RNA, 2989 nt
Organism: Cygnus olor (mute swan)
Lineage: Eukaryota; Metazoa; Chordata; Aves; Anseriformes; Anatidae
Gene: USE1
Product: unconventional SNARE in the ER 1
Exons: 7
Coding region: 75-1082 (335 amino acids)
Biological process (GO): retrograde vesicle-mediated transport, Golgi to endoplasmic reticulum
Cellular component (GO): SNARE complex; endoplasmic reticulum
Molecular function (GO): SNAP receptor activity
Source: RefSeq, a predicted model, not a curated record